This is a messenger RNA of Erinaceus europaeus (western European hedgehog), 2571 nucleotides long. RefSeq names its product AAR2 splicing factor (gene AAR2). The record is from RefSeq and is a predicted model, not a curated record. The coding region runs from base 288 to 1442 and encodes 384 amino acids. The transcript is spliced from 4 exons. Gene Ontology annotation, biological process: spliceosomal tri-snRNP complex assembly. NCBI's taxonomy places the organism in Eukaryota, Metazoa, Chordata, Mammalia, Eulipotyphla, Erinaceidae.
CUUCCGGCGCGUUUCUGUGGCGGAUCCUGCUGCGAGACGCGGGCCUGCGACUACAACCUCGAGCCUUUUCCCUAAUUCCUGGGCGUUCGUUGUGAGUAGCCCGGCCACUUCUACUCCGGAUUCCGGGACUCGCUGAGUCGCCUGAACCCCGGGAUUGUUGCCUCCCGGCCUGACGGCCGGCGAAGGGGCCCUGAAAGCCUUUCUCUGAGAAAACGCCGCCGGAGACUCCGGGCCGGACCUGCGGGACACCUGAGUUCUAAAAGACAAGGUUACCUACCACUGGUCUCAUGGCUGCUAUGCAGAUGGACCCUGAGCUUGCCAAGUGCCUCUUCUUUGAAGGUGCCACAGUGGUUAUUCUAAAUAUGCCCAAAGGGACAGAGUUUGGCAUUGACUACAACUCCUGGGAAGUAGGGCCCAAGUUCCGUGGUGUGAAGAUGAUUCCACCAGGCAUCCACUUUCUCCAUUACAGCUCUGUGGACAAGGCCAAUCCCAGGGAGGUGGGCCCUCGUAUGGGCUUUUUCCUUAACCUGCAGCAGCGGGGGUUGAUGGUCCUGCGCUGGAAUGCAGUCCGGGAGGAGGUGGACCUAACUCCAGCUCCUGAGGCUGAGGUGGAGGUUAUGAGGGCCAACCUCCAAGAAUUAGACCAGUUUCUCGGACCUUACCCAUAUGCCACGCUCAAGAAGUGGAUCUCACUUACCAGCUUCAUCAAUGAGGCCACAAUAGAGAAGCUCCAGCCUGAGAGCCGGCAGAUUUGUGCCUUUUCAGAGGUGCUACCUGUGCUUUCCAUGAAGUAUACGAAGGAUCGGUUGGGGCAGAAUCUACCCAUGUGUGGCACUGAGUGCAAAAGCUACCAGGAGGGCCUGGCCCGGCUGCCUGAGAUGAAGCCCAAAGCUGGCACAGAGAUCCGUUUCUCUGAGCUGCCCACACAGAUGUAUCCAGCAGGGGCCACGCCAGCAGAGAUAACCAGACACAGCAUGGACCUGAGCUAUGCUUUGGGGACUGUGCUCAGCAAGCAGUUCCCCAACAGCCCUCAAGAUAUACUUGGUGAACUCCAGUUUGCCUUUGUAUGCUUCUUGCUUGGAAAUGUGUAUGAGGCAUUUGAGCACUGGAAGCAGCUCCUAAACCUCCUGUGUCGGUCAGAAGAAGCCAUGGUAAAGCACCACACCCUCUACAUCAACCUCAUCUCCAUCCUUUAUCACCAGCUUGGCGAGAUCCCCUCAGAUUUCUUUGUAGACAUUGUCUCCCAGAAUAACUUCCUCACCAGCACCUUACAGGUUUUCUUUUCCUCUGCUCGCAGCAUUGCUAUGGAUAACACACUGAGGCAAAAAGCUGAAAAGUUCCAAGCUCACCUGACCAAGAAGUUCCGGUGGGACUUCGAGGCAGAGCCUGAAGACUGUGCCCCAGUGGUGGUGGAGCUCCCUGAGGAUGUGGAGACUGGCUAAGUGGAAAUGUUUUGAUCUUUGGACACCCCCUUCCCACACAGCUGCAGUUCUGGUCACUUCAUUCACCAUUUUUUAGGACCUGCAAAAGUAGUGGUUCCGCCAGGUUCUGCAGAAAUGGAGCCAGAAUUCCCUCCAUUACCAGCAAAUAAGUUCCUUUAAUGCCAAAGAAACUGUUCAUCAUGAAGGCACACUUGGGACUUCCCUGUUAGCCUAGCCUUGUGCUAGCCAAACUAAAUUUCAGAAUCUCUCAACUCCUAAGAUAAACUUUCCUCAGGAGAGAACGAUUUCCUUAUGAAAUCAAUCAGAAGAAACAGUCUCAAGUCAAGGAGAACUGCUUAUUCCAUUUGAUGGUUAGAAAACAAGAAGUCUGAGAGGUCAGUUGGUGACUUUGUUGAAGACACAUCAGAACUUCUGCUUGACCCUUGUCAAAUGGAACUACACGCAGAAAACUUGGCUGUGUUUUCUCAGGAGCCUCUGUUUGGGAAGGUUGUAAUAUAAGACACUUAGGUUAAGUCUGACAAGUAGUCGAUUUUACUCUCUCCUUCUGAGUCCCAUUCUCUUAUUCAGAGGUCCCAGUGGGUACUCUUUGAUGAUUGUUGUUCCAAAACCUAGGGGCCUUGAAAGUAUCACACCCCUCCCAUCAGUUCCAUUUUGAGGCCUCACACCCAGAAUUGGGACUUGGCAACCCUCCCAUAUGAGCCCCUUCCUAUAAACUUACAUACCAUGACUGUUUCUGAUGACCUGAAGCUUCAAAACAAAAAGAUUCUUAUUCUUAGCAGUCCUCUUCAGCAUUGUUGAAGUUUUCUCCCUCCUCUUUAGAAGUCUGGCAAUGACCUAGUUAACCCAGUUUUUCCAGUCCUUCUGUGGAGCUAUUGCCUAUCAGAGUAGCCAUACUUUGCUUUCUGGGAAUUCUGAGGGCACAUCCAUCAGGUACAUUGACAAUAAACCCUGACCUAAAACUGUUGCCCUAUUAUCACAGUUCCUGUGCUGUUCUUUCCCAAGACUACAGCACAACUAGAUUUCUGAAUGAGAAUCCCUGCUGGUUAAGACUUUCAGACCCACUUGUUUCCUUGGAGAUGCUUUUUUCCGAAAGUUUAAUGUACAUUAAAGUGUUUGAGUUGAAACUAAA